Saccharomyces mikatae IFO 1815 is the source of this 867-nucleotide messenger RNA. RefSeq lists its product as uncharacterized. The record is from RefSeq and is a predicted model, not a curated record. Lineage: Eukaryota; Fungi; Ascomycota; Saccharomycetes; Saccharomycetales; Saccharomycetaceae. Gene Ontology annotation, cellular component: cytoplasm; mitochondrion. The transcript has a single exon. Bases 1 to 867 code for a protein of 288 amino acids.
AUGAGUAGAGCUAUUACUAGGGCUCAGCUGGACAAGGUGGUGCGUAGCAUCACCAAGUUCUAUCCUCAAAAGUACGCAGAUAAGAGCUGGGACAAUACAGGUCUUCUCAUUGAUUGUUCCACUGCCCAAGCCACCAGUGCCGACGCAAACACUAAGGCAAAGAUCCUUUUAACUGUGGACCUUACGAAAUCUGUAGCUCAAGAAGCUGUAGAUGCUAACUGCAACGUAAUUAUUGCCUACCAUCCUUUUAUUUUCCCUAAUUGGAACAGAUUGAACCCCCAUACAAACCCACAGCACGAGACAGCUAUAAAGUUAAUUCAACAUGGUAUAUCUGUAUAUUGUCCUCACACUGCUGUGGACGCAGCUCGUGACGGCGUAAACGAUUGGUUGGUUAAGGGCUUAAACAACGGGGGGAACGUCACAAAGUGCUACGCCUUGGAAACUGUAAGUGGUGAAACCGAUGACCUAAUCGGCUAUGGUAGAUUCGUAGAGUUCAAUAAGGAUAUUUCGUUGGCCCAAAUUGUGAAAAAUGUCAAGAAUGCUCUAAGAAUUCCCCAUAUACAAGUAGCCUCGGCUACCCCUCCCUCCAUGUGGAGUCAACUGAACAUCAAAAAAGCUGCCAUAUGUGCUGGGAGCGGUUCCGGUGUAUUUAAGCAACUAAAAGAGGAUGUGGAUCUUUACUAUACAGGAGAGAUGUCGCAUCACGAAGUGUUGAAGUGGAAAGAAAUGGGUAAGACCGUUAUUGUCUGUAACCACUCGAACACUGAACGUGGUUUCCUUCAAGAUGUUAUGCAUGGAUUGCUACAAGAGGAGGGCCACGAAGUAGUUGUCAGCAAGAUGGACCGUGAUCCUUUAACUGUAGUAUAG